Messenger RNA from Plectropomus leopardus (leopard coralgrouper), 1803 nucleotides. It is a transcript of the gene aldh3b4, whose product is annotated as aldehyde dehydrogenase 3 family, member B4. Gene Ontology annotation, molecular function: aldehyde dehydrogenase (NAD+) activity; 3-chloroallyl aldehyde dehydrogenase activity. NCBI's taxonomy places the organism in Eukaryota, Metazoa, Chordata, Actinopteri, Perciformes, Serranidae. Gene Ontology annotation, cellular component: cytoplasm. Gene Ontology annotation, biological process: aldehyde metabolic process. The record is from RefSeq and is a predicted model, not a curated record.
CUGACAGGCCGGUGAUCGACAGCAGAUAUUAACGGAGGCUGUGUGAUUAAGAAUGUCUCAUUACGCCACAUUUUCUGUUUUUCAUGAGUAGCGUACAUGGCGGAUUAUGGUGUAAAUGCGCACGUCUGACUCAGAGUGUCCAUUGUGCUCGGUCUCUGCACUGAGGUGGACAGGAGGACUUCACGACUCUCCACCUGAACCUGCGCAAAAACCAUGAGCAAUCCGCCGAGCCCUUCUCCAGCCCGAUGGUUCAAAGCGCUGCGAAGGACCAGGCUGGGGGAGCCCUGUCUGAAGACGUACCCUCUUGAGUGUGAGGAUCUGCUGAAGAGGGCAAGGGUCGCUUUUCAAGCCGGACGCACCCUGAAGGAUUUCUUCAGACUGGCUCAGCUGGAGGCUGUGGUGCGGAUGCUAGAGGAACAUGAGUGUGACUUUGUUGAUGCUCUUGGAAGGGACCUUCAUAAGCCAAGGUUUGAGACAGUUGUGUCAGAACUGAUUCUCGUCAAGAAUGAGGUACUUCAUGCCAUCAACAACCUGAAGAAGUGGAUGCAGCCACAGCAUGUGGAAAGAAACCUGUCCACCACCUUGGAUGAGUGUCUGAUGGUUAGUGAGCCGCUGGGGGUGGUGUUUAUCAUGGGGACAUGGUACAGUCCUGUACAAACGUGUCUGGUGCCACUGGUAGGGGCCAUUGCAGCAGGAAACUGUACAAUCAUCAGCCCUCAUGAGUACACGGCUCAUACAGCAGAGCUCCUUCAUCGUCUCAUUCCCUUUUACUUGGACAAUGAAUGCUUCCAUGUGAUUCUUGCAGGCACAAUUGACUUGCCUGAAGUUGUGGAACUAAAAUUUGACCAUGUCUUCUUUACAGGCAACAGGGAGGAGGGAGGCAGAAUUGCUCAGGCUGCAGCUCGCACACUCACACCCGUCACCCUGAUUUUGGGUGGGAAGAACCCUUGUUAUGUGGACCAACACUGUGACAUUGCCACCACCGCACAGCGCAUAGCCUGGGCACGUUUUCACAAUGCUGGACAGAGCUUAGCGGCCCCUGACUACAUCCUGUGCCACACGGAUGUCCAAGCACAGCUGGUACAAGCCCUGAAGUGCUGCCUGAUGCAGUUCUACGGACCUGAUCCCAGAGAGUCUCGCAGUUAUGGCCGCAUGGUCAAUCUUGAGAUCUUUAACCGUACGAGAGACAUGCUGUGGAGAUCUGGCAAGGUGGCUGUUGGUGGGAAAGUGAUAGAAGGAGAAAAAUAUAUCGCCCCGACAAUUUUGACAGAGGUAGUAGAAUCAGAUCCCAUCAUGCAACAGGAAGUUUGUGGACCAGUUCUUCCUGUUUUGACUGUGAACAAUAUUGAUGACGCAAUUGCCUUCAUUAAUAAGCAAGAGAAACCCCUCUGUGUGUAUGCAUACUCCAGCAACAGCAAGGUCAUCUCGAGGCUAAUGAGUGAGACCUCUAGUGGAAGCUUUUGCUCCAAUGACAGCGUCCUGCAGAGUCUGAUGGUGGCUCUGCCUUUCGGUGGAGUUGGUGCCAGUGGAAUGGGCUCCUACCAUGGCCGCUGCAGCUUUGAUACCUUCUCUCACAGGAAAUCAUGCUUGCUAAGAGGCACACGCUUUGAGUGUGUGACCUAUCUGCGUUAUCCGCCCUAUGAGGACCGCAAUCUGUCUCUAAUGACAUGGGCCAGCGCCCUGUCCCAGAGGAGCCAGGGCUGGUGCCAGAUACUGUGACUCAACAAAGCCAUAAUGGAGGAAAGCCGAGUGCCCCUUAAGUCCUGACAUGCAAACAUAUUGUUAGUAUAUUACAAAAAAGAU